Molecule: messenger RNA, 633 nt
Organism: Kluyveromyces marxianus DMKU3-1042
Lineage: Eukaryota; Fungi; Ascomycota; Saccharomycetes; Saccharomycetales; Saccharomycetaceae
Gene: DAL3
Product: ureidoglycolate hydrolase
Exons: 1
Coding region: 1-633 (210 amino acids)
Biological process (GO): allantoin catabolic process
Molecular function (GO): ureidoglycolate hydrolase activity; ureidoglycolate lyase activity
Source: RefSeq, a predicted model, not a curated record
AUGUCAUUUAUCCCUCUGACACCUUUGAAUAUUAAAGCUUUUCAGAACUAUGGAUCUAUUAUCUCUCCAGAUGAAGAGGUCGAACAAUUAGAUUCGGAGCAGAAGAACGCUAACCAAGGAACUGCAAUAAAACUAAUAAAAGUAAGCUCUUUACAAAACAAUUUCCCAGAACAAUACAAGAUCAAAAACCCAAAUUGCAACUUAUUCAGAUGUUUCCCUAAGGAACAUAUGAGGAAGAACUUCGAAUGCGUCAAUCAAGACAGCUCCGAAACAAAUGUAGUCUUGCACGAGUUAAAAGUGCUUGAAAAGCACCCAUUUUCCUCUCAAACUUUCAUUCCAAUGGGGAGGUCUACAUCCAUGGGAUUUGCAUACAUAGUAGUCGUUGCAUUACCAAAUGAAAAAGGGGAACCAGACUUACUUACACUAAAAGCGUUUCUAUGUAAACCCAAUCAAGCAGUUACCUACGGCGCAGGAGUCUGGCAUGCUCCUAUGAUUGUAAUUGGCGAACACCCGUACCUGGACUUUACUGUUAUCAUUAACGAAUUAUUUGAUAUACAAAAACCAGAGUUUGAUUUACAAGAACGCUUCUUUGACCAGCAAUUAUAUUUAAGGCUGAUUACCAGAUCACAAUAG